Molecule: messenger RNA, 1152 nt
Organism: Penicillium riverlandense
Lineage: Eukaryota; Fungi; Ascomycota; Eurotiomycetes; Eurotiales; Aspergillaceae
Product: complex I NDUFA9 subunit family protein
Exons: 8
Coding region: 1-1152 (383 amino acids)
Cellular component (GO): mitochondrion
Molecular function (GO): protein-containing complex binding
Source: RefSeq, a predicted model, not a curated record
AUGCAGAAGACCCGGGCCAUCAAUUCUGCCUUGGGCUCCCGGGCCUUUGCCCCCGUCCCGCGAGUGCACGUUCAGUUCCAACGCCGCACUCUCCAGGAUGUCGCCAUCUCCCGCACCGGAAAGCCCCUUCUGAAGGUCCAGGGUGGCCGGUCGUCUCUUGGAGGUCACACCGCGACGGUCUUUGGUGCCACCGGAUUCCUUGGUCGCUAUAUUGUCAACAAGCUCGCUACCCAGGGAUGCACCGUGGUCGUUCCCUACCGAGAGGAGAUGGCCAAGCGCCACCUGAAGGUGACGGGUGAUCUUGGCCGGGUUGUUUUCAUUGAAUACGACCUGCGCAACACCCAGUCCAUCGAGGAGAGCGUCCGUCACUCCGAUGUCGUCUACAACCUGACUGGUCGCCAAUACCCUACGAAGAACUUCACCUACGCGGACGUUCACGUUGACGGUGCCGAGCGCAUCGCCGAGGCUGUGGCCAAGUACGAUGUUGACCGAUUCAUCCACGUUUCUUCCUACAAUGCCCGCCGGGACUCGCCCUCCGAGUACUUUGCUACCAAGGCAUGGGGAGAGGAAAUCGUUCGCCAAAUCUACCCCGAGACGACCAUUGUGCGCCCGGCCCCGAUGUUCGGGUUCGAAGACAACCUCCUCCACAAGCUGGCCAGCAAUGCCAACCUGUUCACGGCCAACCACAUGCAGGAGCGUUUCUGGCCUGUCCACGCGAUCGAUGUCGGCACCGCGCUGGAGCGCAUGCUGCACGACGACUCGACCGUCGGCCAAACGUUCGAGCUGUAUGGCCCGAAGAACUACUCGACCGCGGAGAUCGCCGAGCUGGUCGACCGAGAAAUCAUCAAGCGGCGCCGCCACAUCAACGUGCCCAAGGCCCUCCUCAAGCCCAUGGCCCACUACCUGAACAAGUACCUCUGGUGGCACACCAUGUCGGCUGACGAGGUGGAGCGCGAGUUCAUUGACCAGGAGAUCGACUCGACGGCCAAGACCUUCAAGGAUCUGGGCAUUGAGGAGCCUGCCGACCUGGCCGAUCUGACCUUCCACUACUUGCAAGGAUACCGCAGUGCCUCGUACUAUGACCUGCCUCCGGCCACGGAGCGCGAGCAGCGCGAGGAGAAGAAGUACCUGCAUGUGCUGGACGACCAGUAG